AUGUUGCCACAGACCAAGGCAUCGCUCGAGCACAUUUUGGAGCAUCGAAAGGCGUACCUGGAGGAUCGUCAAAACAAACAGCUUCCAAGCCGACCUUUGGUAGUGGGUGUUUCGGGUUGUCAAGGAAGCGGCAAGACCACCCUUUGCGACACGUUGAGCCAUUUACUCGGCAGUGAACCUCACAAUCUUAAUGUUGUCAGCUUUUCGUUGGAUGAUUUCUACCUUACACGCGCCGAGCAAGCCAAGUUGAGUGAAGCGAAUCCAGGCAACCCCUUGUUCCAGUAUCGAGGACAGCCUGGAUCACACGACGUCGAUCUUCUCAAGAGAACCCUCACCCAUUUGAUACAGCAAAGCGAGCAUCAAGUACGUAUUCCAUCCUAUGACAAAUCCUUGUUUGGUGGAUUGGGUGAUCGACGCCCCUUAUCGGAUUGGAAACCAACAAAGGCACCCUACGACGUGAUACUUUUCGAAGGAUGGUCACAAGGAUUCAAACCAUUACUGCCCACUGAACUUGAACGUGUCCAUCGUCAUGCAACUCCCAAUAGCUGCAUUGCCAAACUUCCACUUGCCUAUCUAUCCCAAAUGAAUACCAACUUGGAACAAUACGAAUCGCAACUCUAUUCCAUGUUCGAUAUCUUUAUUCAUUUGUCCCCUGCGAAAUUGGAACAAGUCUACAACUGGCGAUUGCAACAAGAACAUCACAUGAAAGCGACACGCGGUGUGCAAGGCAUGUCCGAUGAGGAUGUACGUGCAUUUGUGGAUACGUAUAUGCCAGCCUAUGAAUUGUAUCUACCACGACUCGAUAAAGUUGGCUUCUUUGGACAAGGAUUACAUGGCGAACCUCUAAAGCCGUAUGAAGGACCUCAACGAAAAGAUGGAGGAUAUAGUGCAUCAGGUCGUCAUUUGCGUAUUGUAUUGGAUCAAGAGCGUCGUGUGAUUGACUCGGUUCAUAUCAAGGAGCAUUUACAAUCCAAAUCCCUAUCAUCCACUACCAACAAUGUGUCUCCGGCAUAUCGAUUCUCCCGUCUCUUGGUUACUUGCACUGUUUUUGGCGCUCUAGGAUUCCUUGGUUACACAAGACGACAACGAGUGACCGACAUGUUUAUGCGUCUUAUUCGAGGACGAUCAUAA
Messenger RNA from Lichtheimia ornata, 1131 nucleotides. RefSeq lists its product as uncharacterized. The record is from RefSeq and is a predicted model, not a curated record. Bases 1 to 1131 code for a protein of 376 amino acids. Gene Ontology annotation, cellular component: cytoplasm. The transcript has a single exon. Gene Ontology annotation, molecular function: ATP binding; kinase activity. Lineage: Eukaryota; Fungi; Mucoromycota; Mucoromycetes; Mucorales; Lichtheimiaceae.